AACAACUCCAUCGUCGCAAGCGGCCAAUGUUCUAGAAACUGAUGCUCGAUGCAAUACAAAACAGCGAACAAGCUUUAGCGGCCUUCUAGUAGCGCGUUACUACUGGACACAGAAGUACCUAAUGCACGAUUUUACGGUACAACCGUCCAACCCCUCGACUGACGACAGAUUAGAGAACUGACGGGCUGGACCACUAUCUGCAUCCCCAGCACCAUGGAACCGACAGCAGCAAAGAUCUACGAUCAUUAUUGCGCCAUAGAAGGUUGUCGUCAUAUCAUCCUUUUCCAGAUGCUCUGCUCUCUUUCACAUCCAUUUCCUUUUCCUUACUUCUAUCACGCAAUGAUUGAGUGAGCGUGCACUAUUGUUCACAAUGAUUUCUUCACCUUCGUUAUGUCCGUUGUUUCCAUCUACUAUCCAUAUUUGCCAGUUGAGUCCUGGGAGUAGAGAUGAAAGACCCGAACGACAUGAGACCAACGACAACAAUCGCCGUCGAUUUUACGGCAAUAUCAACAUGCAAUUGAACAGCUCCAGGCUACCUUUGAACCCGGAUCAUAUCGCAACACAAAUGCGAGAGCAAUCAAGCUCGGAUGAGGAAUUAACACCAGCUCCUCCACAGCCGCUACGUCGAACAGCACGAGUUGUUCGACGUCCUCUCUCAAUGACACGCUCAUCAACACCACCACCGACAGGAACCCUACCUUCUCGGCGCGCCUUCUACAGACGCGGCGCAACAGCCACAACACCACUUGAACCAGACGACACGCGGCGCCACGGCAUGAUCCUCGAGGACACCGAGGACCGAGUCACUACGCACCCUGACACAUUACCCUCCUAUAGCCCCGUUCCAUACACCCCCUUCCGCCGGGUGACCGACGACGGCACGCUUUCGGAACCCCUCGACGCCAGAACUGUCCGCAACCGACAGUCACGCCAGCGCGAGCUCCGUGAACUCCAACGCCAAUGGAACGUACGCCGCCGCACGCACCCAACUUGCGAAACAGAGCGCACACAAUUCCGUGCCCUGGUUUCCGAAGCAUACGACCUCCCCCCGCCGUAUGCUCCACGCGAUCCGUACCCGCUGUUCAAGACCAAGGAAAGGAAGCCCAGUAUCUGGUCGCGCGUAGUGCUGUACCCGUUUGUGCCCGAGGGCGAGCUGCUGAAUAAAGCGGCAUUCGCGACGGAUCGGAUGGCGGCCAAAGUUGCUUUUGGGGUGAAGCAGGGCGUGGAGGAGGUGGGCAAGAAAGCGAUGGCUGUGCCGAGGCGGAUUGAGAGUAAGAGGGCAGAGAGGAAGAUUAAGUGGCUUGAAAAUAGGGGAUAUGUUGACACCAAUCGAGAGAGGGAGGACUACCAUCAAUGCAGCGCAUACGCUGGUGCGUAUCACGUUACGUAG
This is a messenger RNA of Macroventuria anomochaeta, 1390 nucleotides long. RefSeq lists its product as uncharacterized. The record is from RefSeq and is a predicted model, not a curated record. The transcript has a single exon. The coding region runs from base 371 to 1390 and encodes 339 amino acids. Lineage: Eukaryota; Fungi; Ascomycota; Dothideomycetes; Pleosporales; Didymellaceae.